GUGCUGCCGCCAGAUCUAACCAAACCCCGCGCCCUCCUCACCGUCCGGCGAGCUACGGACUCAGCAGAUCACCGUCGCUCGAGUUGUACCUGAAGGCGCGCCCGUGGAACCGGCCGCGAGAUAAGGGCGGCGGGAAGGCGGGCGACGAUGCCGGUGGCAGCGUCGGCCAUCUACUUCCUCAACCUUCGCGGGGACGUCCUCAUCAACCGCCUCUACCGUGAUGAUGUUGGGGGAAAUAUGGUUGAUGCGUUCAGAAUGCAUAUCAUGCAAACAAAAGAACUUGGCACAUGCCCUGUUCGUCAAAUAGGAGGCUGCUCCUUCCUUUAUAUGAGGAUCAGUAAUGUUUACAUUGUGAUCGUAGUUAGCAGCAAUGCUAAUGUUGCAUGUGCUUUCAAAUUUGUUGUCGAGGCGGUGGCUCUCUUCAAGUCCUACUUCGGUGGAGCUUUUGAUGAAGACGCUAUCAGGAAUAACUUUGUUUUGAUAUAUGAACUUCUUGAUGAGAUCAUGGAUUUUGGUUAUCCUCAAAACCUGUCACCUGAAAUUUUGAAGUUGUAUAUAACUCAAGAAGGUGUUCGGUCACCAUUUUCCUCAAAGCCCUCAGAGAAGCCUGUUCCAAAUGCGACUCUUCAAGUCACUGGCGCUGUUGGUUGGAGAAGAGAGGGACUUGUGUACAAGAAGAAUGAGGUUUUCUUGGACAUAGUUGAGAGUGUAAACCUUCUUAUGUCUUCGAAAGGGAGUGUUCUAAGAUGUGAUGUGACGGGAAAGAUUCUUAUGAAAUGCUUCCUUUCUGGAAUGCCUGAUCUGAAGCUGGGAUUAAAUGACAAGAUUGGACUUGAAAAAGAGGCCCAACUAAAGUCCAGACCAGCAAAGAGUGGGAAGACUAUAGAACUUGAUGAUGUCACAUUCCACCAGUGUGUCAACUUAACAAGAUUUAACUCAGAAAAGACAGUCAGUUUCGUGCCACCUGACGGUGAAUUUGAGUUGAUGAAGUAUCGAAUCACAGAGGGUGUAAACCUUCCAUUCCGUGUUCUGCCGACAAUCAAGGAAUUGGGCCGAACACGCAUGGAGAUCAACGUGAAAGUCAAGAGUGUUUUCGGUGCUAAGAUGUUUGCACUUGGUGUCGUUGUUAAGGUUCCAGUUCCGAAGCAGACAGCUAAGACUAGUUUCCAAACAACAUCAGGCAAAGCAAAAUACAAUGCUUCGAUUGAUUCACUGGUGUGGAAGAUCAGGAAAUUCCCUGGGCAGACUGAGGCAACUAUGAGCGCAGAGGUGGAGUUGAUUUCUACUAUGGGUGAAAAGAAGUCAUGGAACAGACCACCUAUCCAGAUGGAAUUCCAGGUUCCAAUGUUCACUGCUUCUGGUUUACGUGUUCGCUUCCUUAAGGUUUGGGAGAAGAGUGGUUAUAACACUGUUGAGUGGGUUCGCUACAUCACAAGGGCUGGAUCAUAUGAGAUAAGGUGUUAGCAACAAAUCCAUACAAGAUCAAGAUAUUAUUGACAAAUGAUAUUCAUUGGUCUCCAUUGAGCAGCUAUCCACAGAGAUCAAUCUGUGGCAUCAUGCAUGAUCAUAAAGCGCAUAUAUUGUGACACAAGUAUCUGAAACUUUGUACUUCAACAGAGGGUGGGGCAGGGCAGAUCAGACAAUUUUCUGUGUUUCUUAUUUCCAUUGUAGUCUGGGAUCUCUGUUCUUCCCUCCAUGCCCUGUUUGUAGUAGGGAUUAUUUUUUGCUCGUAUAUUUGGCUGUAGCUUUCCUUGUUUGUUGAUCAAUACACCUGUUCAGUUUGUAUUGUUUUCUCCCUCAAAUGGAUGUAUGGAUUCACUUGCAUAACAGUGUGAACAAACAUUCGCUGCCAAA
Messenger RNA from Zea mays, 1854 nucleotides. RefSeq lists its product as uncharacterized. Gene Ontology annotation, biological process: intracellular protein transport; vesicle-mediated transport. NCBI's taxonomy places the organism in Eukaryota, Viridiplantae, Streptophyta, Magnoliopsida, Poales, Poaceae. Gene Ontology annotation, cellular component: clathrin adaptor complex. The record is from RefSeq and is marked provisional.